Molecule: messenger RNA, 5559 nt
Organism: Oncorhynchus gorbuscha (pink salmon)
Lineage: Eukaryota; Metazoa; Chordata; Actinopteri; Salmoniformes; Salmonidae
Product: kelch-like protein 28
Exons: 6
Coding region: 137-1852 (571 amino acids)
Molecular function (GO): protein binding
Source: RefSeq, a predicted model, not a curated record
CCGGAAGUUACGCCGCAUAAAGUGUUUGGCGUUUGUUUCCUGACAGACGCUGGGGUUCCUGCCGCUAUUGCGAUAAAAACAGCUAUUGUCGGGACAUCUGACGCUCAACACAGGUUUCUCUCCGUUGCAUAUUCCUAUGGACCAGCAGGCCCAGUCCUACAUGCUUGCCAGUCUGACGCGGCCCCACUCUGAGCAGCUGCUGCAAGGCCUCCAGCUGUUGCGGCAGGACCAUGAACUGUGCGACAUUGUGCUGCGAGUGGGGGAUGCUAAGAUCCAUGCUCACAAAGUGGUGCUGGCGAGCAUCAGCCCUUACUUCAAGGCCAUGUUCACGGGAAAUCUGUCAGAGAAGGAGACCUCUGAGGUGGAGUUCCAGUGUGUUGAUGAGGCUGCGCUACAAGCCAUCGUUGAGUAUGCCUACACUGGCACAGUAUUCAUCUCACAGGAAACGGUGGAGUCCCUACUGCCAGCUGCUAACCUACUCCAGGUCAAGCUGGUGUUGAAGGAGUGUUGCUCUUUCCUAGAGAGCCAGCUAGAUGCUGGAAAUUGUAUAGGCAUCUCUCGCUUCGCUGAGACUUAUGGCUGCCAUGAUCUCUGCCUGGCUGCCACUAAAUUCAUCUGCCAGAAUUUUGAAGAGGUGUGCCAGACAGAGGAGUUUUUUGAGCUGACACGGGCGGAGCUGGAUGAAAUAGUGUCAAAUGAUUGUCUGAAGGUGGUAACAGAAGAGACUGUGUUCUAUGCCCUGGAGUCGUGGAUCAAAUAUGAUGUCACUGAGCGGCAGCAGCACCUGGCUCAGCUACUGCACUGCAUCCGCCUGCCUCUCCUUAGUGUUAAGUUCCUCACCCGCCUCUACGAGGCAAACCACCUUAUCCGGGAUGACCACGCCUGCAAGCACCUGCUCAACGAGGCUCUCAAAUACCAUUUCAUGCCUGAGCACCGGCUCUCCUACCAGACGGUGUUGUCUACACGGCCACGCUGUGCUCCCAAGGUGCUCCUUGCUGUUGGAGGCAAGGCUGGACUCUUCGCCACCCUCGAGAGCAUGGAGAUGUAUUUCCCUCAGACUGACUCGUGGAUUGGGCUUGCCCCUCUCAGUGUGCCCCGCUAUGAGUUUGGAGUGGCAUUGUUGGACCAGAAGGUGUAUGUGGUGGGUGGCAUUGCCACACACAUGCGACAGGGCAUUAGCUACCGGAGACAUGAGAGUACAGUGGAGAGAUGGGACCCUGACAGCAACACCUGGUCCACAGUGGAGCGCAUGGCAGAGUGUCGCAGCACCCUGGGGGUAGUGGUCUUGGCUGGGGAGCUCUAUGCCCUGGGGGGCUACGACGGCCAGUACUAUCUACAGUCUGUGGAAAAAUAUGUCCCCAAGGUGAAGGAGUGGCAGCCUGUGGCACCCAUGACCAAGUCACGCAGCUGUUUUGCCACUGCUGUGCUGGAUGGCAUGGUCUAUGCCAUCGGAGGCUAUGGCCCAGCCCACAUGAACAGUGUGGAGCGGUAUGACCCCAGCAAGGAUGCCUGGGAAAUGGUAGCCCCCAUGGCAGACAAACGGAUCAACUUUGGGGUUGGGGUCAUGCUUGGGUUUAUAUUUGUGGUUGGGGGACACAACGGGGUAUCACACCUGUCCAGCAUUGAGAGGUAUGACCCACACCAGAACCAGUGGACAGCCUGUCGGCCCAUGAAUGAGCCACGUACAGGGGUUGGCUCAGCGAUCGUGGACAACUACCUCUAUGUGGUGGGGGGUCACUCAGGGUCAUCAUACCUGAACACUGUCCAGCGGUACAACCCCAUCACAGACAGCUGGCUGGACUCUAGUGGCAUGAUGUACUGCCGCUGUAACUUUGGGCUGACUGCUCUUUGACCCAUGAUACCCCUGGGUAGGACUCCUUAAGAGAAGAGUUGGACGAAAGGCUUUUCUUUUCUUUUUUUCCCCCCCGUUCAUCACCAGCAGGCUGAGGGCGGUGCCACACUGCCGUGAAUCCCGGCGAGCGAGCUUGCUGCUGGAGGAAUGUGCCCAGCUGGCGACAGGGGACCACCGAGCUGGCCAGAGUGAGAAGGGUCUGGUUUGGGUGGAGGAAGGUGCGGGGCAGAUCACCAUGGAUCUUGUCACAGAGAUGACCACUACUGCUGCUGGACCACAACGAGGACUCUGCCAUUUUUACAGAGGACUGUGGGAGAAAACUAAGUGGAGGGGGGAGAAAAAAAAAGAGAAAAAAAAAGUGUAGACUUAUGUUUAUGCCAUUAUUUCUGUUAAACACUCCAGACUUUUUUUUUCUCUUCUUCCUGCUAUGAGCAGAACAUGUGUUCCAAUUUUCUGGAUCCUUAAAGUUUGUGUGCGUGUGGCGCAGAAUGUCUGUAUGCUUGUGAGUAGAUGCAUGUCAGAUUAAAUGAUUGUUAUUUUGUUUCUGUGUGCUGGACUAAAGCUCAGGCAAGGUGAUUGGCUUGCACACUGAGUUUGAAAUGUCUGCAUCUAAAUCAGUGCUUCACAAAGAGAAAUUGGAAUCUUUAUAUAUUCACUUACAAGGGCUGCCUUUUUUCUCUGUAAAUUAAAAGAAAUAGAUAUGAUUAUAUCCUCUAGUGCAUUGCCUGUAAAUUUGUUUUUUUGCACUGGUUACUAGUGUGCGUGUGUAUUUGAAUCAAGGGUUGAAGGAGAGGUUAGGAAGGAUAAGUAAACCCCAAUGAAUUCUCCCGAGAGUACUUUCCACCUGUCUGUUUCAUCCUUGGAGAAAUUCUGAGAUUCCCCCCCCCCAUGUUACAGCUUCUAUUACAUCAUCCUGUGGUAGGGUCACACUUCAUCCCUCUUCAAAAGCGACCCUUUCCCUCUUCACUGUUGGGUUUGUAUGCUACUAACUGGUGCUAUAUUCAGGAUUUCUUAUUUGUAUUAUUUUAUUUGUUCCUCUGUUACUGUUGUAGAUGUAUAUGCCCCAACUUGAUAAGCUCCCAUGCAAUAAAGCAGGGUCUUUGCUUUGAGCCCCAUGUUUAAAUUAAACUCUUGAGGCAGUCUAUCAAUACAUUGCUGAUCUGAUGAUUUCAGUCUUUAGCCCCAGGGAUGCCAUCUGUUAAGCUAUGGUUUGCCUGAAACAUUGUCCCUGCAAUUAAAUAGUAGUGCAUCUGGUUGCCCACUAUCACUGCCAGUUUCCUUACAAAGAAAGUCUGUGAGAUUGUUGUGCUCUAAUGGGUUAGGAACAAGCCUCUUGUUUAGCAUGUGAAUGAUCCCUACACCCUUCUGCUUGCUUGCCACUCUGCUGAAGCAUGUGUGAGGAGCUGCAUGUGGCCAAGGGCUUCCUGAUGAGCUCAGGGAAGAGUGCAUAUACACAGCCUCAUGAGACAUGCCAAAAUAUGUGUUCACAAGUCUGGUGUAACUUUCCCACCUACAGACAGAGCUACAAAUAGCUUUCCUCUGUGUGCCAGAAUCAAAGGGUAAUUUUCACUGCUAAUGUAUGGUACGUGUGACAUACCGCCCUGCUGUCAUUUGGAGGGGUGGAUGAGGUGUUGUCAAGGGAAAUUGUCACUGUCACAAAGUCUUUGACAGGCCGACAAGGGCAUGGGGACAGAGCUCAAAGUGCACCCCCCUCCCAGAAGGCUGCAGGCUGAGUCUGGGUGUUGUAGCUUUGGAUCACUCUAAAGGACAGGUAACAUGAGGCAAUAGAGAGAACUAAUGUGAUGUGUAAACCUCGAGUCCCUGUUGUUGGUCCAGAAUGAAAGAGUUGUUUCCUUGUAUUGUAUAUUAUAGAUGUUUGCACAUGUGGAAAACUUAAAUGGAGCUCUGCAUUGCACUUACCAAACUACUUGAUAUUAAGUGUAAUUUCAGUUUGUACAUAGGUCUCGAUUUAGGUUUAUGGCAUUUAAACAAUGCAAUAUUGUUUUCAGUGGAUACAAUUUUUGCUUUGAAUUUGACUUUCUCAAAGUCAGGGUGUCUCAUAUUGCUGUGAUGUUAUCACACGUGGCAUGUCUGUCUGUUCACAUGUUUAUAUUGUCUGAUGAAAGACCACUGUUAUUCAAACCUCUGUUUUCCUCAUCCCACUUUGCAUUGUGUGCUCUUGUCUUUGGGAACAUGUCCAAUGUUGUGCCUGUCAGUUCACAUGUACUAGGAACAGUUUGCAGACAGAUGCAUUGUGUACUCCAGUUAUUGUUUUGCAUUUUUCACAAGUAAUGUAAGAUUGGCACAAGACUGUGUAUGGGUCUUGCUCUAAGCCAUUUUAUCGGUCUCACCAGAGAGCAGCCUUGCAGUUACAGUACUGCAGUUUUGUGUGUUCUUCCAUUUAACACACUUGUCAGUUGUGGUUACAAAUGACAGUACACUUUAGCUCUUACCCUCUAACUUUACCUUGGACUAUUUAGUCUUGCUCUAGCAAUAAGAGGCCGAGUACGAGCUUGUCCAAACAAGUAUGUGAGUUCUUCACUUGAUGAGGACUCUUUUUCAAAAUACUUCAUUUAUUUUUGGUUUAGUCUUAGGGGUAAUUAAAUUGGAUUUCAAGGUGUCAGGGUUCGAUUGCUGCUGCUGUUCUUUUUCUCAUCCUGGAAUAGUGGGCUUUGACAUUUCACACUGUAAACAUCUCCAGCAAUCCUGUCAUUUUCUUCAUGUUUUUUUAAAGACUCCAUUGUUAAGUUGUCAUGGGAUGCAAGUAAACGGUGAGCCAUUUUAACCUGCUUGACUGUACAGCUCAGUCAUUUCUUUGGAUGUUAUUCAUUUGGAAUAAUGUGAAUGCAAAUCUAACAUUGCAAACAACUAAUUGGGGAAACUUUACAUUCUUCGGAGAUCCUAAGAUAGACAAACUGCAUUUUUUAGGGGUGAAUAAACGGCCAUUUCAUAUAGUUCAAAAGGAUCUAAUACUUUCUUUUAAACAUUUGCCAUUUAUUCAAAUAGUUCUUCCAUUUAGAUUGUGUACUUUUUAACACUUGAUGUUAGGUAAAUGAGGCAUUCGUCUAUCCACAACAGGCUGGUAGGAUGAGCCUGAACAUCCGAUCAGUGAAAAUCACGCAGGCGUGAUUGUCUGCAGCUACCAUCUAUUGUCAAGCAUUUGUUUCACUAGCAUGUAGGUUAUCCUUGUGGGGAUAUUGAAAACCACAAUGUUAGGGAUGUAUUUAUACUGACUUAUUCACUGCGUUGGCAGGAAAACUCUUGGUCAUACGUGGAAUCUGAAAACAAACUGCAAAAUGAAGGGAUGUAGAGAUGUGUGUGAAGUUAAUUUACUUAUUUAUCAUGGCCUAACCAUGUCUUGUUUUGACAACUUUCACCAAAGUGCUUGUUUUAAAGAAUGCAGAGGGAGUACUAAUAUCAAGUCUGGAAAAGACUCACUGCUAUCUUCUAAAAAAAAUAAAAGAAUUGAAACCGAUGUCAAUGUUAGCCAAAUGAACACGGCUUCAUUUCCAUUUCCUAUGCGUGUGUCUGAAGGUGAUAUUUUUGAAUUGUAUAUCCUGUGGAUUAUUACUGGAACUACAAGAACCUUGCUGUAGAAGCUGCAUUUCCCCCAUAUGUUAUCAUGCUUUGAACAUACAUUUUAGCCAGUUUAUUUAUUUGGUGCAGUUGUACCCUGUUAAAAUGAAUAAAUGCCUGCCUUAAAGGUA